CGCAGCGACCGCAUGCGCAGAUGACGCAGCUACUCCAUUUUGCAGUAGCUAGCUGAAGCUGUUAGCUUUGUAAACGCGUCGUUACUUUGUUCGAGUUAAUUUUCCCGCUUUGAGAUUAAAGUAGAGUAAACGGAGAAUCGUCUCCGGGUCCAGGUCUGACUCUGAAUCUUUCUUCGUCGGAGAAAUGGACGGAGAAGAGGACGACUUCAUGUCCGGGAGCCGCUCCGACGAUGGAGGCGGCACUCCGGUUCAGGACGAGCACCCGGCGUCAGGAGGCGAGGAGGUGAGGAGCGACAGACCCCAGUCUGAGGACGAGGGCAGUAACGACGAGGACGCCUCCCACGCCAUGGAGACGAGCGGCGCAGCCAGCGGCUCCGACAACGAGGACCGCCGAGGGGCCGACAGCGACUCGGAGGCCGAGGCCCCCGGGGGCCGCGGCGAUGACAGGAGCGACUCGGAGGCGGAGGCUCCUCGGCCGGCCGACAGCGACGACGACUCCCCGGUCAAACGCAGGAUGAGCGGAUCGGACAACGAGGAGUCGUCACCAGUCAAACACGACGAGGAGGUGGAGGGGUCGUCUCCCACCAAACGCAGGGGGAGCAGCUCAGACAUGGAGGAGGGGGAGGAGCCACCCAAAGCCGCAGACAGCGACUCGGAGAACGAGGACGCCAAACCUGCGGCGUCGAACCGGUCCAACGCCGACAGUGACUCUGACACAGAGACGCCUGCCAGACGCAAGGCAGCACAGAUAGACUCUGACGAGGAGGAGGAGGAGAAACAGCAGGAGGAGGAGGGGAAGUGGAAAGCUGUGAUGCAGUCUGACAGCGAGGAAGAGGAGGAAGGAGGGAGGAGGAGGAAGGCUGCAGCAGGAAGUGAUGGAGAGCAGCAGCAGCAGCAGGAGGAGCAGAGAGACGACAGCGACGAGGAGAAGCCAGUGAAGAGGAAGAAGGCCAUCCUGUCCGACAGCGAGGACGAGGACGAGGAGAAGGACGAUAAACCAGCAGUGAAGAGGAGCCGGGCGGUGUCGGACGACGAGGACUCGGACAGCGACGGGGGGUUCGGAGGUCCCGACAAGAGUCUGGCGGCCAAACUGAGAGAGCUGGGCUCGGACAGCGGCAGCGAGGACGAGCGGACGAAGGCGGCGACGGGGAAGAAGGACGAGAAGGCGCUGUUCGGCAGCGACAGCGACUCCGGAGAAGACGAGGAGGAGAAAAUGAUCGCAGACAUCUUUGGAGAGUCUGGAGACGAAGAGGAGGAGGAGUUCACGGGUUUUAACCAGGAGGACCUGGAGGGGGACAAGAAGGAGUCGAAGGAGAGGAAGCAGCAGCUGGAGGAGGAGUCGGACUCUGAUGAAGGAGUCGACCGCAGCGGUCAGGAUACUAGCUUCAUGUCCGACUUCGACAUCAUGCUCGCUCGGAGGAAAGCCAUGAACAGCAGGAAAAGGAGGCACCGUGACGGAGGGACGUUCAUCAGCGACGCCGACGACGUGGUCAGCGCCAUGAUCACCAAGAUGAACGAGGCCGCAGAGGAGGAUCGAACGCUGAACAGUCAGAAGAAACCAGCUCUGAAGAAACUGACUCUGCUGCCACAGGUCGUCAUGCACCUGAAGAAACAGGACCUAAAGGAGACGUUCAUCGACAGCGGCGUGAUGUCGGCCAUUAAGGAGUGGAUCAGUCCUCUCCCAGAUAAAUCACUGCCUGCUCUGAGGAUCAGGGAGGAGCUGCUCAGGAUCCUACAGGAGCUGCCCAGCGUCAGUCAGGAGACUCUGAAGCACAGCGGGAUCGGCCGGGCCGUCAUGUUCCUCUACAAACACCCCAAAGAGUCUCGAUCCAACAAAGACCUGGCUCUCAAACUCAUCAACGAGUGGUCGCGGCCCAUCUUUGGUCUGACGUCCAACUACAAGGGGAUGACGAGAGAGGAGCGACAGCAGAGAGAUCUGGACCAGCAGAUGCCUCAGAGACGACGACUCAGUCAGCCUCAGAAGGUGGAGAGGGCGGAGGAACCCGACGUCUUCUCUCCACCGAUCAGCUCCGGAGGUCAGACGCCUCGGAGAGACCUGGAGAAGCAGCUCACUGGAGAGGAGAAAGCUCUGAGACCCGGUGACCCCGGGUUCUGUGCCAGGGCUCGAGUCCCGAUGCCCUCCAACAAAGACUACGUGGUCCGACCCAAGUGGAACGUAGAGGUGGACUCCAACAGGGGUCCGAUGAAGAAGGGUUUGUCCCGCGUUGAUAAACAGAUGCGUAGAUUUGCUGACAUCCGCCGCCUGACGAAGACGGGUCACGCUGUUAAAAUCAGUGUGGAGGGAAACAGGAUGCCGCUCUGAUUUUAACCUCUAUAGGAUUUAUUCACUUUUUUUUUCUUUUUAAUGUUCUGUUCCUGAACAAUCCCUCACUUGCCCCCCCCCCUCAGGUCCAGCUCUGCCUUGCUAAAGGGCUGAGGUCAAAGUGUGAACUUUGAAAUCACAGACUCACCUGUGUCUGGUCAAAGAAUAAUAAAUCCAGAAUGAUCCUUGGAAUGAAAGCUUAUUGUUAUUUAUGUUAGCAAUCAGCUAUGCUAAUUUUGUAUUAGCUUAUGUUAGCAGUUAGCUUUAUCUCUAAGUCUGUUAUGCUAUCUAGCUAAUGUUAGCAAUCAGGUGACUUGGCGAUAAACUAAUGUAACAAAGUCCAUCGUAUUAGCUAAUGUUGGCAGGUAGUAAUGUUCAAGAUGCUUCUUAAUGUUAGCUUAUGUUGGCAGUUAGCUACACAAGAUAAUCUACAACAUUAGCUAUGUUAUAGGUAGCUGCAUUAGCCUUAUCUCAAAACUUAGAAGGUCCAUUACAUUAACUUAUGUUAACAUUCAGCUACAUUAGCAUUAGCUCCACAUCAACAGGAUCCUCAACAUUAACUAAUGAUAGCAUUAUGUUAAACCUCUAAACCAGCUAAUUAACAUUCAUGUUUAUCUCCAAGUUCUUAACGUUAAAUGAUGCUAGCAGUGAGUAGAUAGAAUUUUAGCUAAUGCUAGCUUUACAUCCAAGCCAACCAUAAUUGUUAAUGUUAGCAGUUAGCUACAUCAGCUUGUGAUCAUGUAAUCUAAUGCUAGCACUAUGUCAGCUCUACAUUCAUAUGCUAACAUUUAGCUUUACCUCAAAGUUUAUAAUGCAGAUUUUUAGGUAAAGCUAAUGUAGCCAUGGCCAUAAUGUUAGUAGUCUGCUACAUUAGCUUUUUCUCUUCAAUCUGAAGGUUUGUUAUAUUACUUUAUGUUAGCAGCUAUGUUAGCUUUUCCUUCAAACCAUCACCGUCCAUCUUCUCAGUUCAUUUCUGUCAGUAAUUGACUCCUUUUUUUAAAACAAGUGCAAAAACCUGCCAGAGCUCCAAAGAGUUUUCUGGAGAUGAGUGUCUGUUUAAAACAAGAUGAAUGUUCCAGAGUCAAGAAAAUGAAUUCUCGUAAAUACUCUUAGAAUAUUGAACUUAAAAUAAAUACAAAUUGCUCUGCAGUGCUCUGUUUUUCCACUUGUUUUAAUAAAACUUCAGAAUCCCUUCAUACAUGAAGCUGACCUGAAUUUCUAACUUAUCACAGCAGCUGUUUCUCUUCAGAGCCACCUCAGGAUUCAGUGUGAGAGUUUUUACCUUUAAACAGGUGAUUUUAUUUUAAUGCUGUCAUCAGUAAGCAGGUGGAGGUGACGUUAAACUGCAUGAUGUGAUGCUGACAGGAAGUGGGUAGUAUAGAGAUGACGAACCUGAUCCAAGGAUUAUUCUGGUGAGAUUUAGAAUUUUUUUUGUCCAAAGUAAAGUCAAGUUCUCCAGCACUGGAUUCAAGAACAAACCCACCCCACCCCCGCCCCCUUUCGUCUCCUGAAUGUGAAAGUGUGUGUGUGUGUGUUUUGCUGAUAGGCUGGCUGCAGGGCUGAACUCACACAGAUAACACUGAUCCGGAUCAGUCUACACCUUUAAACAGACUCCAGGACCCUGUAGUGAAGAUGUCAGAUCUGAUCCAGAGUCAGUUUGUUGACUGUGUGAAUCAGCUCGUCUGUCUUCACUGUUCUGGAUCAGAUGAUACUUUUCUUAAUAAAGACUCAACAGAAACUCA
Lates calcarifer (barramundi perch) is the source of this 4065-nucleotide messenger RNA. RefSeq names its product interacts with SUPT6H, CTD assembly factor 1. NCBI's taxonomy places the organism in Eukaryota, Metazoa, Chordata, Actinopteri, Centropomidae. Gene Ontology annotation, cellular component: nucleus. The record is from RefSeq and is a predicted model, not a curated record. Gene Ontology annotation, biological process: poly(A)+ mRNA export from nucleus.